CUACGACAAGGACUUCGAGGCGCGGUACGCACUCGGGAAGCUGCUGGGACACGGCCAAUUCGGCUACACCUUCGCUGCCGUCCACCGCCAGUCCGAUGAGCGCGUCGCCGUCAAGCGCAUCGACAAGAACAAGGGAAGGAGGCUUGGAGAAGAAGAUCAGAGGAUAAGAUCUCAGUGGAUACAAAUGAUCAAUGAUACCCACACCUACAUACGCAACGACUAAUAUAGCUGAGUACGAUAGGCCGGUCCUCUUAGCCCACGGACGAAGGCCCAGACACAACUGGUCGUUGCAUCGUCUCUGACCAGUGGGCCUGCUUGCAUCCCUGUCGAUUCGGCCAGCUGGGUUGGCUUGCCAAGCUUAUGUGGGAUUGGAGUUUUGCACGUGGCUUUGUGGGGAAACACGAAAUGCGGGAAUCUGCGAUGCUGCCAAUUUAUUAUAUAUGUGGUUUCCCUAGCCCAUCCCUUAAAUUCAGUUAGAGGAGUAAAAUUUUCAGUUUAUUUCUCUAACCGGCACCUAGCCGAAGUCGUAAACUGGAUAGAGGCGUAAUUUUUUUACUUCUCAGCGCCAUAGACGCCUAAAAACACCCGGCCUCCAUCCGGUUGAGUAAAUGUUGCGCCCAUUUUUCGCCCCCCAACCAUCACUGCGUUGUUGAUGGUGCACCUGCCGGCGACUAUCCACCGUCUCCGCCGCUUCGUCGCCGUCUCUCUUGGCCCUCACUGCCCUUCUGCUCGAGUAUGAGCCGGUCGCCAUCGCCGGAGUCGAGUUGAAACGUGGCUACCGCCACAUCGACCGUUUCAAUGGAAACCUCCUCGGAUCUUCUUCCUCGUUGGCUACCCGGCAUCUCACUGUGGUUAGGCACCUUUGCUGGCCAUCCCCACGCCUCGCCGCCCUCUAGUUUGGCCUUGACGUUGUCGGUCGGCCGGUACAUCUCCACCGCCUUGCAAGUGUUUGACGGUUUGCCUAGGUGAGUUUUUUUUGUUUUUUUGUCUCGUUUUGUUUUGCCUAAUCGAAUUGAAUCAAGGCGUUUCAAUUUCGAAGUCAUCCGAAGAGGAAGAAGACGACGAUGGCAUCGAAAUUGUUGUUGGCAUGAUUUUCAAUGAUGAUAUUCGACGACCAAGGAGAGGAUCACAGUUUGGCCGCAUACAACUCGACCGUGAUAGAGCGGAGGGCCAAGCCAAGAUUAUGAGAGAUUAUUUUGACCCUAAUCUGACCUAUCCAGAGAAGUAUUUUCGCCACCGCUUUCAGAUGCACACAAGUCUCUUUCUCACCAUUGCAAAAGCUGUCGAGAAGUAUGAUGAUUGGUUUAAGCUUAUUAGAAGGAAUGCAUGCGGAGAGAUAAGUGCGAGCCCUUUGAUGAAGUGUAUUGCGACUGUUCGAUUUCUGGCAUAUGGGUGUUCGGCCGAUGUAAUUGACGACUAUGCCCGCAUUGGAGAAGAUACAAUCUUGGAGGCCGUUGGAAGGUUCACAAAAGCAGUGAUUGAUGCCUUUGGGCCAGAGUACUUGAGGGCACCCAACGAGGAAGACACUGAGAGGCUUAUGGCAGCGAGUGAAGAAAGAGGAUGAUCUGGGGUGUUAGGAUCAGUUGACUGCAUGCACUGGACCUGGAAGAAUUGUCCUGCAGGGUGGAAAUGUUGGUACAAAGGCCACUGCAACGAUCGUUCUUGAGGCUGUUGCAUCGGAGGAUCUAUGGAUCUGGCAUUCAUUUUUUGGAUUGCCUGGCUCUCACGAUGACUUGAAUGUGCUGUCAAGAUCACCAUUGUUUGCUAGGCUUGUUGCAGGAGAUGCUCCUUCUUGCAACUAUAUGGUCAAUGGUCGUGAGUACAUGAUGGGUUACUACCUUGCAGAUGACAUCUAUCCUCCAUGUGCCACAUUUGCAAAAACAAUUCCACGUCAAGGUAACUAAAGAUCUCACUUUGCCACACGCCAAGAGUCGACUAGGAAGAAUGUGGAGAGAGCUUUCGGUGGCUUCAGAAGCGCUUUGCAAUCGUUCGUGGACCUGCAGAGUAUUGGAACUCCAAGUUUCUAUGGCAAAUCAUGACUUGUUGCAUCAUCUUGCAUAACAUAAUCAUUGAAGAUGAGAGAGACAUGCUUGAGAACUUUCGGUACAUCACCAAUGGGAAUCCUGUUGAGCCAGAGCAUGAUGCAAAUAGGAUCUAGAGAUUCCUCGAAGUGCAUCGCAAGAUCGAGAACCGAGAAGUUCAUACCCAGCUCCAAGAUGAUCUUUGAGCAUCAGUGGCAUAUCCAUAGCACUUUGUAGUUGUGCUUUUAUCAUGCUAUUUACUUCAUUUGAACCAUGCGAUGUGUAUGAAUUUGAAUAAUUUGGUUUGUAAACUAUGAAUUUGUAAUAUUUGUGAAUUGUGUGAACAUUAAUUAUUAUGUUUGGAUUUUAUAUGUGUGCUUGUAGUUGCAAUGUAACUAGAAUUGGAAUAAUUUGGCAAAAACAAAAUUUUACUCCGCUAAAUUUAGGGGAUUGGCUAGAAACGACCAAAACUUAGAGGAGUAAAAAUACUCCACUAUGGUUUAUUCGGCCGUUUACUCCUCUAAAAUUUAGGGGAUCGGCUAGAGAUGCCCUUGUAGCAGCUUACCUGCCAAAUUAAGCCAAAAGUCCAAAGAACUCCUUUUGGAGUGUUGGGCUUAACUUAUUUUCAGGUGCACCUCCUUCACAGUUAGGUACUCCAUCUGUUCACAAAUACUAGUAGAAUAUAAGAUGUUCUAUUUUUUUUGUGAAUCGGGUGUAUAUAGACACGUUUUAGGCCCUGUUCGGCAACACUCCACUCCUCCAGGACGGAGCUGAGCGCGCAGAACGCCGGGUUAGCAGCUCCCCAAAUUAUAACUACAUGCCGCUCCGCUCAGGAUCGGAGUCGCGGAGCGGAGGGAUUCCAAACAGGCUCUUAGGCCUAGUUUGGUAGCAAGGCCAACAAAACCAGGGCAGCAUACCCCAGUCGGGGGAUUUUCUCCGGAUAGAUGAGAUCCCCUUCCAUCACCUGGGAGAUUUCCCUAAUCAGUGUCACCUCAUUUGGUGGCCAGAGGACGGGGCACCACGCGCUAGAUCGCUAGGUGUAAGUCGAUCGUGGGAGAGAGAGCGGAGGCGUGGGUUUCCUGCCCGAUCUCUCGAGUCGUGGAUUGAUCUCCCUGGGAAACAAGGUGGAUCGGGCCAGAAAAUCCCCAGGCGAUGAGCAACCAAAUGACCCGUUGGUUUUCCUCGGGCUGAUUCGUCGCGUGGGUGACGAGCCCUGGAUUUUAUCGGGGAUACCGGGGGGAUCCCACGUAACCAAAUGAGGCCUUAGUGUGUUUGUUCACUAUUUCAGUCUGUAUGUACUAUGUAGUCCAUAUUGAAAUAUCCAAAACAUCUUAUAUUUGUGAACGGAGGGAGUACUAGAUAUUUUGCAACAUCAAAAUGAAUUGAUAAGGAUUCUCGCAAAAAGAAAGGCAAUCCUGCUAUACACACGACGAUGCCCACACGAUUUGAGGACGAUGCAGAAGAUCACACCAUCCAAUGUACAGCAGCAGCGCUGGUCCACCGUAGGAUACGAGUGUCGGCUGCAUGUCGUCUCUGCAGUAUCGUCUACGCAGCAGUUUCGAAAGAAAGAUGGUCCUUCCUGUUGCUGUUGAAGAUGUAAAGCGAGAAGUUAAAAUACUCAAGGCCUUACAUGGGCAUGAAAAUGUUGUACAUUUUUACAAUGCAUUCGAGGAUGAUAACUACAUAUAUAUUGUUAUGGAAUUAUGUGAGGGUGGUGAGUUGCUUGACCACAUAUUAGCCAAAAAAGAUAGCCGUUAUAGCGAAAAAGAUGCUGCAGUAGUUGUACGACAGAUGCUCAAGGUUGCAGCUGAGUGCCAUUUGCAUGGUUUGGUUCACCGAGAUAUGAAACCUGAGAACUUCCUCUUCAAGUCAUUAAAGGAGGGCUCCCCCCUCAAGGCUACAGAUUUUGGCCUUUCAGACUUUAUAACACCAGGGAAGCAGUUUCGUGACAUUGUUGGAAGUGCCUACUAUGUAGCACCAGAAGUGCUUAAGCGCAAGUCAGGGCCGGAAUCCGAUGUUUGGAGCAUUGGUGUUAUUACAUAUAUUCUGUUGUGCGGAAGACGACCUUUCUGGGACAAAACUGAAGAUGGAAUCUUUAAAGAG
This is a messenger RNA of Triticum urartu, 4124 nucleotides long. NCBI's taxonomy places the organism in Eukaryota, Viridiplantae, Streptophyta, Magnoliopsida, Poales, Poaceae. The record is from RefSeq and is a predicted model, not a curated record.